Molecule: messenger RNA, 8370 nt
Organism: Patella vulgata (common limpet)
Lineage: Eukaryota; Metazoa; Mollusca; Gastropoda; Patellidae
Product: UV excision repair protein RAD23 homolog A
Exons: 9
Coding region: 129-1388 (419 amino acids)
Biological process (GO): proteasome-mediated ubiquitin-dependent protein catabolic process; nucleotide-excision repair
Cellular component (GO): cytosol; nucleoplasm
Molecular function (GO): damaged DNA binding; proteasome binding; ubiquitin binding
Source: RefSeq, a predicted model, not a curated record
UUUUCUGCAUGACGUUAUUGUAAAUGGCGACGAUCCUGAAAAGGAGUGAUUACUUGCACAUUUUCGAUUAAACUAAUUCCUUUUAUCAUUUUUGGAGUGAAGCUCACCUCUAUUUCUUAACUAUCAGUAUGCUUAUUACGCUGAAAACCUUACAGCAGGAAACUUUUAAAGUUGAAAUAGAUGCUGACUUGCCGGUGAAAGCUUUAAAGGCCAAAGUUGAAGAUGUAAAAGGCAAAGAUUUUCCUGUCAAUGGACAGAAACUUAUUUAUGCAGGCAAAAUUCUUGAUGAUGAAAAAAAGAUUGAAGAAUAUAAAAUAGAAGAGAAAAACUUUGUUGUAGUUAUGGUAACAAAGCCAAAAGCUACCCCGGUAUCCAAACCGCCUGAAGCCACAGCAUCUGCAGCUCCCCCACCAGUGGCAGAAUCUACACCAGUUGUACCUCAAGUAGAACCUACCCAAACUGUAUCCUCUGCUGCAUCAGGAACUAGUAUGGAAACGGACAGUUCUAAAUCUACAGAAACGUCUUCACAAGGCACACCGUCUGCAGUAUCGUCUGACACUGUAUCAAUCGAAGAUGUAUCUGCUGUUAUGUCAGCUGAAAGCACAUUAGUUACUGGUCAAGAAUAUGAAAAUAUGUUAAGGGAAAUAAUGAGUAUGGGUUUUGAAAGAGAGCAAGUUGUGCGGGCAUUAAGAGCUAGUUUUAAUAAUCCUGAUAGAGCUGUAGAAUAUCUUUUUAGUGGAAUACCUGAUAUGCCAAUAGCUGAUGAACCACCUCAACCACCUGGAGUCCAGGAACCUUCAGUUCCUGCAUCUCCUGCAACUGGUACCCCAGCAGCGGCUACUGCACCCCCUGCAGCAGCUACUGGAACCCCAGCUGCUGCAACUGGUACACCAGCUGCUGCAACUGGUACACCAGCUUCUACAGGUACACCAACAGCGGGGGCUCCAGCUUUAGAUAUAGGUGGUCAAGAUCCUUUAACUUUUCUCAGAAGUCAACCCCAGUUUCAACAGAUGAGACAAGUGAUACGAGAAAAUCCUAAUCUUUUACCAGCAGUUUUACAACAGAUAGGUCAAUCUAAUCCAAAUCUACUACAACUUAUAAGUCAAAACCAGGAACGAUUUGUACGAAUGUUAAAUGCAGAAUUGCCAGAAGAGGGUGGUGAGCAGCAAGCUGUAGGGGGAGGUAAUCCAUUAGCAGGGGGAACUAACCCACAAGAAGGUGUAAUUCAAGUCACACCACAGGAAAAAGAGGCCAUUGAUAGGUUGAAAGCAUUAGGAUUUCCCGAAGGACUGUGUAUUCAAGCUUACUUUGCAUGUGAGAAAAAUGAAGAUUUGGCAGCCAACUUUUUGCUGUCUCAAAAUUUUGAUGACGACGAUCAAUUAAGCUGAUUCUAUGAAUCAAGAAAGACUGUUGUGUAUUAAGAUCUAUUAAUAUAUCAGUGAAAUAAUUGAAGCGGCAUUGUGAAUUCUGGACUAACUGAUGUCUAGACUUAUUGGUGCGAGAGAAAAUAAUAAUAAUACCCCUGUCUAACAGUGAAGUUUUGUUAUUAUUUGUGACAAUCGUUUAUAUAAUAAGACAAUCAUAUAAGCAAGUGUCAGUUUUACAAAGUUAUUCUUCUUUAAGUGUUAAUAAUCCUUUGAUUUUUUUUCCCCUUGUUGUAAGGCACACUGCAGACAGUGUGUUAUCAUUAAUUAAAGUGACUUUUCUGGCCAUUUUGUGAGCAAUAUAUCAUCUUAUACACGCAUUAAACAGUGUAAAAAUUUGAAAGGACCACUAUCAGUAUAUUCAUUAGGUUAACUGUGAGUAAGUAAUAUAAUAGAACAGUAAACUUUUUAGUGAGCUACAUAUUAUGGUAACUUAACUCAUCACAAGCCACGUUUCUCCAUUACCCAUAUCUAUGUAUUUCAACUAUUUGCAUAAAGUAGAAGUAAUGUUAUAGACAUAGCUUACUUUACAGUAAGUUACAUUAUUGAAGGCAAGCAAGGGAUAGUUUAUGAGAGGGUUACCUUCACCAAAGCUUAGAUUUAUCAGUAUGUGUAAUGUCUGCAUACUGAAGACCAACAGCUGAUGAAUAAAAAUUAAUUAUUUAGGCUUGCAUAGACUUAUUGCUACUUUUUAUUGCAAGUCUUAUGAUUCUGUUGUAGCUUUUAUAUACACUUAAACAGAAUACUGACAGUGGUUCUUCUUAACUAAAGUAUCUCGUUGAAACAUGUGUUGGCCUUGCAAUUACAUUUAUUUUAAUGUAAAAAAAAUGCAAUUAUUUUAACUACUAAUAAUUCUUCUCAUUAGCACAUAAUCUGCAUUAAUUGUUGUCAUGCCAAAUAAUGAAGUGAAAACAACAAAUAACAUGGUGAAAUGUAUACCAGAAAUCUGCUAGCAAAAUUAAUAUUUCAUUGAUAGACAAUUGCCGGUGUUUCACUGUUUCGUUAGUUAUAUAAAUAAAAUGUAUGUAUUAAAACUCAAAACAUCAUAGUUUCGUAUGUUUAAAAAAGAUAAAGUAUGUGUUGUUUUCUUGAAAACUGCAACCCAGCUUAACCGUUAAUUUUGAGCCAAGUUCAUGAAAUUUUGUAACUUUUGUGCAGUUAUAUUCAAAGUUAUACAUAUUUUAAAAAUAAUGUUUAAAGAUACAAAACCUUAUGAUCUGAGGUGUUAAUUCGAUUUGGUGCACAGCACAUCAUUGGUGGGACGUUUGUUGGUCUGAUGAGUGUGUGGAUGUUUGACAAAAAUAUCUACAUAAUUUUUGAAGAUUUUUGAAAUAAUUAACUGAAAAGGCUAGAUAUCAAAUUUUGUAAAGUGGGUUUAAUACAUGCAUGUUGAUUAUUUGUUGAGUAAUGGCCCUUGUUCACUUUGUGAAACCUUGUUUCAACAACAAAACUUAUGCCUGAAAUUUUAUAUAUAUGCUUUGUUGAAAAUAGUGAAACCAAGAAGUUCGAGUUAUGGCCUGUAUUCACAUUGUGAACACUCGAGCAACGAAAGCUAUUGUCUGAUCUGCUUGACUUUUAUAUGCAUGCUUAAGAUUUGUGAAAUGAAGAAUCGUGUUGAUUUUCAACUAAGGUAUUAACAUUGUUCCGUUUGUAAAAUUUUGUAAACACUGCAGUGGAUCAUCUAAUCUGCUUGAAAUUUAUGGUUCAGAUUAGUGAAAUGAAAAACGUCUGUAACAGUUUCCAUUAAUCACUUCUAAAAUCAUUGCCCUUGCUCACUUUGCAGAUAGUUUCCAUUAAUCACUUCUAAAAUCAUUGCCCUUGCUCACUUUGUAGAAACUUGUGAAUGCUUUAACCUUACUUAAAGAUUUAUUACCCUUGCUUAUGUCAUAAAAUCUUGUCAAUGCGUGAAUGAUAUACAAUGUAAAAAUUUUACAUUUUACUUACUUAAAAAAUUCACAAUGCGACAAACUUUAUGGACCGGUCAUACAACUUUUAAAACUGCUUGGGCAUAUGUUUCAUUGAUUGGCAUCACAUCUUUGGUUAUUUGGAAAAUUGCCACUCCAUAAGCUCUCUUCAGAUUUGAAUUCAUAGCUGCAUGCAUGAUAUGAUCAACUUACUUUAGCGUGUGCACACUAGAUCAGAAGGUCUGUCAUUGAGUCAAGUGGCAUGGUUUUGAUUCCCUGCACAACCUUGUGGGUUUUCUCCUACAGCUAAACACCCCGGCAUGUAAGCGAAUUAUUAAGAGUACAUGUAUGCCAUUAGUCCAUUUGGAGGAGAACAGUAGAAAGUUAAACCCCAUUUUAUUUCAUUUCACUUAGAAUAUAUUAUGCUAAUGGUUGAUUUUGUGGUAAUGCUAGAAGGUGAGUCCCCAUUACAACACAGAUGCUUAAAUCGACGGGUCAUAUCAAAAAGAUAUUAUUUAUUGUGGAAAAUUCUUCUCCGUUUUAAUUGGUCAAGUUAACUGUUAUUGCCAUAGACUGGAGGCCAGUAUUAUCACAAAAUAAAUCAGCCAAUUAUAUUUUUCUCUUAAAGCAAAGAGGUCUAGCCAGUUGUGCUGUAGAUAAUUUUUGUUUCAGCAUUUACAUCUGCUCUAGAAAUGUCUGAUUCAUUUAUAUCUCAGCUAAACAUGUUCAUUGCCAGUCAAACAUUGUCUGUGGUUAUUUCAAAUUAAAUUAUUGUAUUGAUAUGAAAUUUGGUUUAACAUCCUACCUUCGUUGCCCCUGUCUGUCUGUCAUCUACAAUGGCCCUUAAUCACUUGGAAAAAAUCUUGUGUGUGUCCAAAGGCUAAACUUACCAUCUGAAUGACAUGGAAUAUAUAUACAGCUUUUAUGUUCAUGAGGCGAAGUAGCCUUGUGGUCGUAUAUUGUUGUCGCCCCCGUCCGGCAUCCACAAUUGCUUGUCGACACUCUAUAGGCAUGUUGAUUAUUUGUUGAGUAAUGGCCCUUGUUCACAGUGUUUAAGGUCAUGAGACGAAGAAGCCCUUUGAUUUUCAGCGAUUUUCGAUAAUUACUGCCAGAGUUAUGGCCCUUGAUCACUUCAAAAAAUCUUGUGGACGCUCUAGAGGUCAAAGUUAAUAUCUGAUUGACUUUAAAUUGAUACACAGUGUUAAAGGUCAUGAGACGAAGAAGCCUAUUGAUUUUCAACGAUUUUCGAUAAUUACUGCCAGAGUUAUGGCGCUUGAUCACUUCAAAAAAUCUUGUGGACACUCUAGAGGCUAAAGUUAAUAUCCGAUUGAUUUUAAAUUUAUACACAGUGUUUAAGGUCAUGACACGAAGAAGCCUGUUGAUUUUCAGCGGUUUCAGAUAAUUACUGCCAGAGUUAUGGCCCUUGAUCACUUUGAAAAAUCUUGUGGACGCUCUAGAGGCUAAAGUUAAUAUCCGAUUGACUUUAAAUUUAUACACAGUGUUUAAGGUCACGAGACAAAGAAGUCUUCAUUUUCAGUGAUUUUCGAUAAUUACUGCCAGAGUUAUGAACCUUGACCACUUCAAAAAAUCUUGUGGAUGCUCUAGAGGCUAAAGUUAAUAUCCGAUUGACUUUAAAUUUAUAAACAGUGUUUGAGGUCAUGAGACGAAGAAUCCUAUUGAUUUUCAACGAUUUUCGAUAAUUACUGCCAAAGUUAUGGCCCUUGAUCACUUUGAAAAACUUGUGACGCUCUAGAGGCUAAAGUUAUCAUUCGAUUGACUUCAGAUUGAUACACAGAGUUUAAGAUCUUGAGACGAACAAGUAUAUUGAUUUUCAAUGAAUUUUUAUGACUUGAACAGCUAAAUCCAUGAUAUUAAAAGUUUUGUAUACUAAAUGUUAGCAUGGGGCAGAACUUUAUAAAAACCAAAGAAAUUUUAAUGGUUUUCUGAUAAUUACUUCAUGAGUUGUUACUCUUAAUCAGAUUUUAGUGUAUUAUAAAUGUUUCAUUACCGAAAAAAGUAAAAAUAUGCGACAACACUUGUUGACUGCCCGGACGAUUUAGCUGCUCUGGGCGUAUGUUUCAUUGCCUGGCAACCUAUCUUUAUUUUUGUGGCUUAUUUCACGUUAAUAUGUGCUCGGAUUGAUUAUUUAGCAUUUAAGUUAAAGUUUUUAAUCCAAGCUGUGACAUUAUCUAGAGUCAAUACUCAAUUUUUCAAAAAUUAACUAAGCGCAUAUUAUUAGCAUGGAUUAAACCAUAAUAAAUUUGAUAUUUUCCAUAAAUACAAUAAUAUAAAUUGGAUUUGCUGAAAAUUUCAGUGAAAUUGAUCACCCUGAACCGAGAAUUUAGCGAUUGAAUUUUCAGCCUAGCCUCAAUCAUCAUUGCUAAAGUCGGUACGAUAAAAAACAUAGUCUCGAUUAUCUAUUUCAUGAUUUAAUCAUGAAUGAAAGUUUAGCAGCAAAUCGAAUCCUAAUACAGUAAAUAUCACAGGGUAGUGAUGAGAUCAAGAGUUGAUUAUGGUCUGGAUAAGUAAAUUAAUCUCUAAUUAAUAAUUUAGGUAACAUUUCAGGUCUAAAGAAAGACCUACAAUAGGUAGAUUUAGCGCUUGCAUAAUGUAUGGUUAAUAAAUACUUCCACAUUCAUAAUGCAUUUGUAAAGCAGCAGUGCAGGACAAAAGGCAGCCCAUUAAGAAUCCUCUAACAGACAGAAAUCGAAAUAAGAGUAGGCUGUAGCGCUGCCGUUCAGACAUAAUUUCUCUCAUAUCACACUCUAUUUUUGAAGAAAGCAGGGGACUAUUAAAAUGGGUCCGUCCGCCUGUCUGUCACACUUUUUGGGACACAAUAACUCUCCUAAUUGAGCUAAAAUCUUCAAACUUGGUGUAGGUGUUUAUUACGUCAAUGCCUUGAUGAGUUUGAAGAGGAGCAUUUUCUGCUUAGGGGGACACGAUAACAUUAAAGAUACAUUAUGGGAGAUGAGAUAAAGAACUGGCAGUUCUCACUAUAAUUAGUAUAAUAGUUAAAAACUAGAUAAUGUAAAGGAAAUUUGCUGAAAAUUUCAGUCAAAUUGAUCCACUCUGAACUGAGAAUUUAGCGAUUGAAUUUUCAGCCUGGCCUCGAUCAUAACUACUAAAGUCGGUGCGAUAAAAAAACAUACGUCUCAAUUAUACAUUUCAUGAUUAAAUCAUGAAUGAAAGUUGAGCAGCAAAUCCAGUAAAUAUCGCAGGCUAGCGAUGACAUCGAGAGUUGAUUAUUGUCUGGAUAAGUUAAUUAAUAAUUUAGAUAACAUUUUAGGCUUAAAGGCAGAUUUAGCUCUUGCAUAAUGUAUGUUUAAGUGAGAGCGAUCAAACUUGGUGUAUAGUUUCAUUACAUCAAUACCUUGACUAAGUUCGACAAUGAUGUUUUGGGACACGAUAACUUUAGUUCCAAUAAAGUGAGAGUGAUCAAACUUUGUGCAUGGUUUCAUUACAUCAAUACCUUUAAUAAUGAGCAUUCUCUGCCGAUGGUCAGCAGAGCGAUCAUGUUCCUGAAGCAACGACUGCGAGUUUCACAAUAUCUGGCCGUUGCUUGUUUACUUCACAAUUCCCGAACUUAUAGCUAUGUUAUCUACAGACAUGUGAGCAGUAGCGUCCAAUCAGAGGUUGUGACAUCGCGACCUCUCUGAAAACCUUAACAUUGAAUGAACCUUGAACUUUGCAACUCGAUUAUCACAGGUUGACAUUUUAGCUUGAAAGCGCGAGACUUGGUAUUGAUCGAGGAAUCUGAUAGGCUCACAAGUUGGGCUUGUACCCAAUCGAAAUUAGUGCCGCAAUAUGCAGGGUAUUAGGUGAUGGCCUUGAUAAGAUGUAUGUAGUUAAAGCGAGAUCAAGCCUUCUAUUGAAGAUGCAGAGCGAUAAGCAAUAUGAUUGGUCGAGACUUUGGAACACAAUAACUCUCCUUGUAACAUGGACGGGAAAUCUUCCUUUGUUCAUUGAAUAAGCAGAUUGUUUUCCCUGUAGUAGAUUGGGUGGAGCUUAACCAUGCAAUAACUAGACAUGUUCAAUGUUAUUGCACUCUUUUGCUGGUUUACACUAGUUUUAGUAGAAAUCAUAUAGAGAAGUGGGGUGGGUUUUCUGUGCAAUAACAACAAGCAUGUUGAGCAGGUGUCAAUGUUACAAGUCAUUUAAACCAUGCUUCAAUCGUUAACAUGUUUAACAUCUCGGCCUGUGGUCUUGAUGUUUAAACCUGUUAACUCAUGAAAGCUGUGCUAUAAAUAUAACUUAUAAUUGAGGUAGAGUGUUCAAACUUGGUGUAGGCAUUCCUUACGUGAAUGCCUUGAUGGAGUUCGAUGAUAAACAUGAUCUGCUUAUGGUAAGCAGAGAUAAGCAAUUUGAUUGGUUGAUGCUUUUAGGCACGAUAACUUUGGUGUAAUUAAGUGAGACCGAUGAAACACCGCGUAUAGAUUCAUUAUUAUAUCAUUACCUUGAGUAAGUUCAAUGAUGAGAAUUUUCUGCUUAGGUUAAGUAGCGAUAAGCAAUUUGAUUGGUCAAGACUUUCUAACAUAACAACUCUGCUUUUAAUUGAGGUAGAAGGUUAAAAAUUAAUGUAGAUGUUCAUUAGGUGACUGAGUUUCAUGUUGAACAUCUCCCGCUUAGGCUAAACAAUUCCUUUGACUUGGAUUCUAUCUGAUAGGAGUGAUGAAACUUAAGUGUGUAGUUGAUAAUCAUUUUGAUUGCUCGAUACUUUUGAAAAAGAUAAAUGUGCAAUUAAUUAAUAUGUCAUCUAUUUAUUUCGGGAUUUUGGCAGGGGACAUGUGUUCAAGUAAUUGACAAUUUUGCACGAUGUAUGCAGGUUUGCCUUCAACGCUGCAGAGGGCAUUUUGGAAAGAACAUGACUUAUGCAAAGCCACCAAGAUAACAAACUUUGGUAAAUGAUGUGGGGGGGGCAGAUUGUACAAGACAAUUAAAUAACAUUUACCAGUAGAAAUUCGAUGUGAUGUCCUGUAACUACAUGUAUAUGACACAUUGUUUCAAACUGUAGAAAGGGAAUUCAAUAAACAAUGUAAUGUCAA